This is a messenger RNA of Pocillopora meandrina, 1552 nucleotides long. Lineage: Eukaryota; Metazoa; Cnidaria; Anthozoa; Scleractinia; Pocilloporidae. The record is from the annotation of a GenBank genome assembly.
AUGGCAAGUUUCCCGAAGUCUGUGGACGAGGUUAAGCAGUGGAUGAUACAAAAUGGGUUUUCGUCCCACGCUUCUACCUUUGAAGGUAAGCUAUAACUAGAGAAUUUGUACAAUAUUAGGUUAACCUGAAUUUCAAGUUUAUUCGUACAAAGCUCAUUUGUUGUCCUUCAGUACAUGCUUAGAUCUGAAUUUUAGGUAGAGAUAUAAUACAACGAUAAAUCAUGUAUUAUUUUAGUUUAUUUUUGUGAGGAUUUCUUUAUUUUCCAAGGUUAUUUUCCUUGAACUUCGCGCUAUCUGUACCAUGUACGACCAUGUACACACUCUGGUAGGAUCUAGAGAGCAUUACCCGUUGUAUUGCAAAUCGGUGCCAUUUUGAAAAAAAAAAAACUAAUUCAUAAGGAAUCCAGAUGAACAGUAAAACCAAAAAUCAAACUCGGGUUUUGGUGAUUAAAUAUUACGAGGAGAUUUGGUUGAUCUCUUUCCAAUGGAAAGAUUCUUGGUUUUGUUCCAAUGCAAAGAUUCUUGGUUUUGGCGGGAACUUCGGUACCAUUCAUGCUAUGCCGUGCUAAGCACACAUAGAUAGGUCUUGCCUAAUACCUAAGUACAAAACUAUCAAGCUUUACCCCACAUUCUUUCGUAUUGAUUCCAAUUGCUCUCUUUUCUUUCAUAAGAGAACGAAAUCGAUGGCGAAGCAAUGCAAUGCUUAACGGAGAAUGCGUUAGUGCAACUGAUACCUGUGGUCGGCCCUAGAAUGAAGUUUAUCAAGCAACUUGAAUCUUUGAAAAAAAACCUCCAGGCCCCGAGAGUAUUGAUGUAGUUGAAGAGGGUACCCCAAUUGCCAAUGAAGAAAUGGAAGUACAAGACAGAAUUCCAGCUGAUACAGAAGUAAAAGCAAGGUUUGAAUCUUAAGUUAUGGUAUAAUAUUGUGCUACAUUAUAAUACUGGAUCAUUAUUUCUAUGACUUGCUUCAACAACCUUGAUAACUUUGUUUUUAUAACUAUUUUUGCAAAACAAUAGUUUAAAAAAAAAAUAAAAGGUGCGGUCGGUUUAUAGCCUUAGAUCUUACAAUCAGUGCUGAGCCUCUGCUUUUUGUGUAAGGUAGUUUAACUGCCUUUUACCAUUACUUUACUCAAUUGAGUAUACAUUCGCUUGUAAGUAGAGACUGUUUUGUAAGAUACAUAAGGACAGUAUAAAUUUGUUUUGUGCCAACAUGGUUGCUGUGUAAGGUGUUUUUGUAAGCCUUUUACCAGUAUCUCUUUUGAGUGCUAUAUUUAAUAGCGCUCAUCAAAGAGGACAGAAAUGAAUUUAUACUUAUUAAAAUUUCAGAAAAAGGAAAAGAACUCAUUCCUUGACGGCUAAGAGAAGACAAAGGCUUGCUCGCAACAAAAGGAAAAGGGAAGAAAGACAAAAGUCAAAAACAGGACUUGAAUUGCUGAUGAGUGAUCUAAAACAGAAAAAUCAGAAUCUGCAUGAAGCAAUAGGAGUAGAAAAGAAAAUGAAAGAAAAGUACUUCGAGAUGUGGAGAGCUUCAGAAAGGAAAAAGAGAAACUAA